Cylicostephanus goldi is the source of this 767-nucleotide messenger RNA. NCBI's taxonomy places the organism in Eukaryota, Metazoa, Nematoda, Chromadorea, Rhabditida, Strongylidae. The record is from the annotation of a GenBank genome assembly.
AUGGAACCUCCAACGUUUGCCUUUUUGCCACAUACCAAGCAUUAUGAUGUUACAUAUGAUCGCCGAUAUACAAUGAAUGCGAUGUCACAAGGCCAACCAAUGCAUAAUCGGCAACCAGUGUUGGUAGAAUUACCUAGCCCACAGAUGAUGUCGCCUGCUUUUCAACAACCUCAACCUCCGAACAAGGGUAAAGCUCCUCCCGCUAAGAAGUCUCGGAAUGAUCGGCGUAUUUUAGAUUCAACCGAUGGUGGGUUUCCGGGAAUGUCAACGAACAAUGGAAUGAUGAUGGCUCCAGGAUGUCUACCGCGGCCAAUGCAAUUGCCCCCUGAUAUGUCCCAUUACGGUGGUGUACCGACUUCACAAAUGGGCAUGAACCCCGGCAUGCAGUGCUAUCCUGGGGCUUCUCCGAACGCCGUACCGACGAGUUCAACGUCUUCGGGAGCGAACACGCCGAUGAACAUGCCCAAUGGGAUGUUCCCCAUCGGCGGCGUACCCCAUAGUGCAUCUUCCAUGAACAUGGGCAUGCAGCAGCAAGUGAACGACAACAGAACACAACAAGUACCGGUUUCCACAGGCUUUCCCAACAUGUCCAAUGGGCAACUCCCUGCAGGAGAGCAACAGCCUCUGAGCAGUCCCCGAAAUCAAAAUUACCUAUUCCAGAUGACGCAGAACCCUUAUCAGCAAUCAGGAAAUCAGUUCGACAUAUCUCCUCAAUGUCCCAAAUGCUUAUGUCUUGUGUCGGUAAGUAUGGCAAUUGUAGAGUAGGA